AUGGAACAAAAUCCGUCUCGCAACCCCCCACCUCCUCCGCCUCUUCCCCCUCCAGAUGAGGAUGAAAUCGCUCCAGCCCCGCAGCCGCCCCGCCCCUUGCAAGUUCCCCUCCCCGAAUUAGAUGAAAGCCCCCCGCACCCAUGGAACGAUGUCAACGAGAAGCAGCUCCGCUCUGCCCUGAUCGGUGCCUGCAAGCGUAUGCCCCGCAAUGCGGAAGCCCACUUCCAUCUAGGCCUCAUGUACAUGCGCAAGUGCGACGGUGAGGAAGCCCUCCGCUCUUUUCAACAUUGCAAGCAGAUUUACAACGAGCGUCUGGACCAGUACAAGACCCAAUCUAUUGAACCACCCAUGCAGCUCCUUUCCUGCAUAGCGCGAUUACGCUCCCAUUCGGCACAGGCCGCGCAUCUCGAGGCUAUGUCCAGCUACGAGCGUGAGGAGCGCACCCCGAUGCUGACACGACUGCAUCGUGACCUUGUUGUCGCCACCAACAUGGAUAACACGCAACCAGAUGUGUGGAAUGCGAUCGCGAUGUUGCAUCUUUCGGAGGGUGGAUAUGAGGGGGCCCGUGACAUUUUAAAGCUGAUACGAACAUCAUGCCCUGAAUAUUUGGAUGCAUUAAGCAACCUCGGUCUAGCAGAGCUCGCACUUGGAAACGAGGAAAGUGCGGUGUCUUGCUUUCAGAAAGUUAUCCUUUGCGACAAGGGGCAUGCAGAGGCUCUGUCCAACUACGGUGUCGUUUUGUUGAAGCACGGGAUUUACGAUGCCGCCAUUCGGGCGUUCGAAGGGGCUGUCAAAGGUUCUACUGCGCAGGGGCGCGGGCUAUCUUUCGCGUGGGGGGGUUUAGCAGUUGCUAGGGGGGCAAUAGGUCUUUUGGAAGAGGCGGAGAAGGCUGCUCACGAGGCAGAGAGAACAGCUGACCCUCCAAACAAGGCGCGUUUUUCGAUGCUCUUGACGUCAAUUCGGGCGAGAAGAGUGACAGCUCGAAUGCGCCGAGGGGUAACUUCAUAUCCGCCACAACUUCUCAAAGGGGACGGGUUGGAGUCGCCGCCGCAGGUCAAACAAGAGCUGUCAGAACAACCAUCACAGAGUCGAUACGGAUCGAAUUCUCCUCUGUCUGGAGCGAGUGAAGAUCCGCGACCAGCAGUGGAAGCAGCUGUCCUUCGCUUACGAGCGUUGGCGAGAGAUAUCAAGUCAAGUUCCUCCAAAACGGCGCUAGGGGCCGUGCUUCGGUUGCGACACGAGUAUUCUUGGGAGGAUUCUGGAAAUAGGAACUUCGGAGCUGAGGCGGCAGAGCGGCUUGUGGAAGCGUUAGAGAGCAACGACUCAGACGUAGCUGCAUGGGUGCAGCUUUCACUUCUACAAAUGGGUACAGGCGAAUAUCAAGAAGCGCGCGACUUUGCUGCUCAGGCUGUGGCGCGAAGUGGUGAGAUGGAAUCUGCGUGGAAUGCGUUGGCAGUUUCAAACCAACUUAAUGAUGACGUACCCGAAGCGCAGAAAGCAUACGAGAAAGCCAUCGAAAUUGUAACGAGAAAGUACAACAAAAACAACAACAGAAGGUUGCCCCAUGAACACGAAUCUGGUGAUCGAGGUAAGACAUCCGAGACUGAUUCUCAAGAUAUCAUUCGCGCCCUGACUUCAGAUCCGUUGUUGCCGGUGGAGGAGGAGAACGAGGGUAAAGGCAUCCAAGCGGAGACACUACUGGAAGACCUCAACGAUGCGGGACUGCAGUCACUUGCCUCUUUGUACAACAACUAUGGAAACCUGAAGCGUCAAGAAGGCCGCAGUUUUUCAGAAGCUCUCCAUGCCUAUAAUACGAGCUUGAAACUGGGUGGUGAAAACGCUUUAGUGUAUAACAAUCUUGCGCUCCUGUACAUUUCUGCUGGUCGUAUGAGUGAUGCAACUAGUAUGCUGGAACACGCAUUGAAACUAGAACCUCAACUGGAAUGUGCAAUUUCGAAUCGCUUGAAGCUGCGAGCGCUUAUCAGACGAAAAGAGAGAGAAAGUGAAGAGAAGCAGGACUACAGCAGCGACCUUGGUUUUGGUGAAAUUGAUUGUCUUUGA
This is a messenger RNA of Chondrus crispus (carragheen), 2061 nucleotides long. RefSeq lists its product as hypothetical. The transcript has a single exon. The coding region runs from base 1 to 2061 and encodes 686 amino acids. Gene Ontology annotation, molecular function: protein binding. NCBI's taxonomy places the organism in Eukaryota, Rhodophyta, Florideophyceae, Gigartinales, Gigartinaceae. The record is from RefSeq and is a predicted model, not a curated record.